Molecule: messenger RNA, 4874 nt
Organism: Marmota monax (woodchuck)
Lineage: Eukaryota; Metazoa; Chordata; Mammalia; Rodentia; Sciuridae
Gene: Rfc1
Product: replication factor C subunit 1
Exons: 25
Coding region: 235-3672 (1145 amino acids)
Biological process (GO): DNA replication; DNA repair
Cellular component (GO): DNA replication factor C complex; nucleus
Molecular function (GO): DNA clamp unloader activity; DNA binding; ATP binding
Source: RefSeq, a predicted model, not a curated record
CCCUUCUCCAGGGCAGGCCCGGCCAGCCCCGGGAGCCACCUGGACGGCGUCGCACCUCCCGCGUCGGGGCGGGGUCAAGAGGAAGCGCGCGCUCUUGACGUCAUUGCCGGGCGCCGGUGCCUCCGCUUCUGCCACUUCGCGGGAGAAGUUGUUGGCGCCAAUGGAUCCCGAGUCCCGAUAACGGAUUCCCCAGCCCGCCGGCCUUCCAGCCUGCUCCUUAGUCCUGGGGCUGCGAUGGAUAUUCGGAAAUUCUUUGGAGUUAUACCAAGUGGAAAAAAACUUGUAAGUGAAACAGUAAAGAAGAAUGAGAAAACAAAGUCUGUUGAAGAAACUUUAAAAGGAAAGAAAGGAAUAAAGGAAAUCAAGGUAAAUAGCUCUUGUAAAGAGGAUGCCUCCAAACAGAAGCAACCAAACAAGAAAAAGAGGAUUAUCUAUGAUUCAGAUUCAGAAUCAGAGGAGACAGUGCAGGUAAAAAAUGCCAAAAAGCAAUCAGAAAAAUUGCCAUUGUCUUCUAAACCUAGUAAAAUUUUGCGGAAGGAUCCUGUUACAUACAUUUCAGAAACAGAUGAAGAUGACGACUUUAUGUGUAAGAAAGCAGCCUCUAAAUCAAAAGAAAAUGGAAGAUCUACAAAUAGUUAUCUUGGAACAUCAAACAUGAAAAAGAAUGAAGAAAACACUAAGACCAAGAAUAAGCCUUUAUCACCAAUAAAACUUACACCAACCUCAGUGCUUGAUUAUUUUGGAACUGGAAGUGUCCAAAGAUCGGAUAAGAAGAUGGUAGCAAGCAAAAGAAAACAACCUUCACAGAAUACAAAUGAUUCCAUAUUAAACGAUGAAGUCAUCGCCAAGCAAUUGCAACUUGAUGAAGAUGCAGAGCUGGAGAGGCAAUUGCAUGAAGAUGAAGAGUUCGCCAGAACAUUAGCCAUGUUGGAUGAGGAACCCAAGACCAAAAAGGCCCAAAAGAACACUGAAGAGGGAGAAACGUUUUCAUCUGCCCAAGCCAAUUUAAGUAAACCAGAAAAACAUAAAUAUUCUCAUAAAGAACAAUUUUCAAAUGCAAGAAAGAGCUAUAGUCCUAAUAAGCCAACUAAGUGUGAAAACUCAAAAGAAUCUCAGCAACAUUCCAAGUCAUCAGGAGAAUCCUCUUCUCCAAAGGCCAGUUCUAAGUUGGCACUUAUGAAAGCAAAAGAAGAGAGUUCCUAUAAAGAAACAGAGCCUGUGGCCUCAAAUAGAAAAGACAGUGCCAAUGAGUUGAAAGGAGAGAAGAAAACUCCUAAGAAAACCAAAGGUUCUCCAGCUAAAAAAGAGUCUGUAAGUCCAGAAGAUUCUGAAAAGAAACGAACUAAUUAUCAAGCUUAUCGAAGCUACUUAAAUCGAGAAGGUCCCAAAGCUCUGGGCUCCAAAGAAAUACCAAAGGGAGCUGAAAAUUGCUUGGAAGGCCUUAUAUUUGUGAUCACAGGAGUGCUGGAGUCCAUUGAACGAGAUGAAGCCAAAUCUUUAAUUGAACGUUAUGGGGGAAAAGUAACAGGAAAUGUCAGCAAGAAAACCAACUACCUUGUCAUGGGUCGUGAUAGUGGACAGUCCAAGAGUGAUAAGGCAGCAGCCUUGGGGACAAAAAUUAUUGAUGAAGAUGGACUGUUGAAUUUGAUUCGAACUAUGCCAGGCAAGAAGUCUAAAUAUGAAAUAGCAGUUGAAGCUGAGAUGAAGAAAGAAAAAUCCAAAUUGGAGAGAACACCCCAAAAAAAUAAUCAAGGAAAAAGAAAAAGUAGUCCAACCAAGAAGGAGUCAGAAUCUAAAAGGAAGAAGCUAACUCCUAAAAGGGACAGUUCUGUAAAGGCAAUAAGAAAGGAGACACAGGAAACAAACGUGCCUCGGAAAGGCCUGGACUUUAAGGAGCAGGUGGCCCAGGACACACAGGGUGACAGUAAGGCUAGGGAUUUGGCUGACAGCGGUGAAAGCAAAGUGGAAAAUUUGCUCUGGGUAGAUAAAUACAAGCCAACUUCACUCAAGACUAUAAUUGGACAGCAAGGUGACCAGAGUUGUGCCAAUAAACUGCUACGCUGGCUCCGAAACUGGCACAAGAGUUCUCCUGAAGAGAAGAAACAUGCAAAGUUUGGUAAAUUUGCCGGUAAAGACGAUGGCUCUAGUUUUAAAGCAGCAUUGCUCUCAGGCCCUCCUGGUGUUGGCAAAACCACCACAGCUUCUCUGGUGUGUCAGGAAUUGGGAUAUAGCUACGUGGAACUAAAUGCAAGUGACACUCGGAGUAAGAACAGUUUGAAGGCACUUGUUGCUGAAUCACUGAAUAACACCAGCAUCAAAGGCUUUUAUUCAAGCUCUGGUGGAGCAGCCCCUUCCAUAAGCAUGAAACACGCGCUCAUCAUGGAUGAAGUAGACGGCAUGGCAGGCAGUGAAGACCGGGGCGGAGUGCAGGAAUUAAUUGGCCUGAUAAAACAUACUAAAAUACCCAUUAUUUGUAUGUGUAAUGAUAGAAAUCAUCCCAAGAUUCGCUCUUUGGUUCAUUAUUGUUUUGAUCUUCGUUUUCAAAGACCUCGGGUUGAACAGAUAAAGGGUGCUAUGAUGUCCAUUGCAUUUAAAGAGGGUUUAAAGAUUCCCCCUCCUGCUAUGAAUGAAAUAAUUUUAGGAGCCAAUCAAGAUAUCAGACAGGUUUUGCACAAUCUGAGUAUGUGGUGUGCACGAAGCAAGGCGCUAACCUACGACCAGGCCAAGGCCGACUCUCAUAGGGCCAAGAAGGAUAUCAAACUGGGCCCAUUUGAUGUUGCCCGGAAAGUGUUUGCAGUUGGAGAGGAGACUGCUCAUAUGUCACUUAUGGACAAAUCAGAUCUCUUUUUUCAUGACUAUUCAAUAGCACCCCUCUUUGUCCAGGAGAACUAUGUGCAUGUGAAGCCUGUAGCUGCAGGGGGUGACAUGAAAAAGCACUUGAUGCUUUUGAGCCGAGCAGCAGACAGCAUUUGUGAUGGGGACUUAGUGGACAGUCAGAUUCGGAGUAAGCAAAACUGGAGUCUUCUGCCCACACAGGCCAUUUAUGCCAGUGUUCUUCCUGGAGAGUUGAUGAGGGGGUACAUGACCCAGUUUCCCACCUUUCCGAGCUGGCUGGGCAAGCACUCAUCCACCGGCAAACAUGAUCGUAUUGUUCAGGAACUAGCAUUGCAUAUGAGUCUCAGAACUUACUCUAGCAAAAGGACUGUGAACAUGGAUUAUCUGUCACACAUAAGAGAUGCACUUGUACAACCCUUGACUUCACAAGGGGUGGAAGGAAUACAGGAUGUUGUUGCACUUAUGGACACAUAUUAUCUGAUGAAAGAAGACUUUGAGAAUAUCAUGGAAAUUAGCAGCUGGGGUGGCAAACCUAGUCCCUUUUCCAAGCUGGACCCCAAGGUGAAAGCAGCUUUCACAAGAGCUUACAAUAAGGAAGCCCACCUCACCCCAUAUUCACUUCAGGUAAUAAAGACAUCUAGACCCAGCACGAGCUCAGCACUAGAUUCUGAAUACAAUGAAGAAUUACAUGAAGAUGACUCUCAGUCUGAGGAGAAAGACCAAGAUGCUAUAGAGACUGACGCUAUGAUCAAGAAAAAGACAAAAUCUCCAAAGCCUUCAAAACCAGAAAAAGAUAAGGAGUCCAAAAAAGGAAAAGGAAAAAGUUUGAAGAAAUGAAACCAUUUUUUCACCAACAGCCACUUUUUAUCUACCCUCCUGACCAGUCCAGCUGGUCUAGAGUAAGCCUCGUUUUUUCCAGGGGAGCCAUGUUUAGCAUAAUGGGAUGACAUGGUGGUCCCAUUCCAAAGGCAGCACAGCUGGGAUGUAACCGGUAGGCUCGUGCACACCUCUCAUAGAGGUCUGUAGGACUAUGUGGGUGCUCCACUGUCCCCUGCCAAUCUAAUUAGAUUGUUGUACUUCAGAUGACUGUGUAUAAUUAGAACCAGAAACUGCAUGUGGGCUUUCGUGCCAGAUUUUCAUUAACAAUGAUAAAUCUGAGAGCAGGGGUACGAAGGUGUCUUUUGUAGGUUUAAGAAUUUAUCCUAAUGGCCUUUAUAGGACCAAUGCUGAUUUUUUUUAAAGGUAGUUCUUAUUAUGUGGUGAAAUUUUGUAAAUAAAUCAAUACAAAACAUUCACCACCUAGAACUGGGUAUUCUUUGUACAUUGUCAAGCAUCUUACAGAGUAUAAAUUAGGAAUAAAAAUGUUCCACAUGAUACAUGUACAAAUUUUUCUCAAGAUUGUCAUCUUGUACAGCAAAAUAGUAUGUUGGUGUAUUACUUUCCUUAUUAGUUUGCAAAUGAGUGGAUUAAAGGCUCAUUAUAUUCCGUACUAACCAGUUGUGUGAAACAUGACUGGCAGUUGAAGAGCCAGAGCUGGAAUUUCCAGCUUCCCUCCCUCCAGUGCUGACCACAGUCAUGCACCUCUCUCAUGGAGAGGCCCUCUUUGUUGCUAGUAGAGGGUAGGGCCAUAGGAUUGCCAGGCGUGCCCGCCCUUGUGCAUCUCAUUAGGUUCAAACCAGUAGGGCUCAGGCAGGGUUUCUUAGGCUUACUUUGGCUGUAGAUGGGGUUCUGUCCUGUGAUGGAUCUGUUGGAACUUCAGGCUGUACCUAGAGAUAUGCUUGCCAGUGGCUCUGAAGGUUAUGGAUCUAACCUGGAAUUUAGUUUUCUAGCUAUUUUUUUGAUCUUGUCAGAAAUGCUCAGAGGUGUGUGCUGCCUCUGUGAGGUAUAUGCUAAAAGGAAUAUAAAAUAAGGAUAGUGGUAACUUGCCUUCAAGGACUGAUAAUCUUGUUUGGGAGAUUGGACAAAGUUCUGGAGACUUUUGAAGUAUCUUUCAUGGAGAUUAAUUCAUUAUGAAAAUAAAAUUUUGCCUUAAGCCUUUA